AUGAAUAACGAUACAACUAAAUUUAUUUCAAGCAUAGGAACAUCAUUCAUCAAAGAGAAUUCAGACAAAUAUGUAAAAGAUAACAAAGGAAUGAUUAAAGAGAAAAUAAGUGAGAUCAAAGAGUUUUUUAAUAUAAACGAUUCACUUGUACUUGAUAAAUUAAUUCUAAUCUGUUACCCAUUCUAUAGCUCCUCAGAAUUUCUAUACAAACAAGAUUUAUACAUUCCAAUAGUUAGUUUCAUGACUUUUAUACUUUUAUCUUCACUUGAUUUAGGUAUUAAAGGAUUGUUUAAACCAGAAAAACUGUUUGUGUCAUCAUCAAAAAACAUAACGGUUAUAUUAAUAUUAGUUGGUUUGUAUAAACUUUUAUUUUAUUUGUUAGGAUUCUCAAUAGGUGUAUUGGAUAUUUUAUGUUUCUGUGGAUAUAGAUUUGUGCCUAUGUGUAUAAUUAAGCUGUCAUCACUAAUAAUUUACAGGUAUGUUUACUACCUAAUCAUUGUCUAUCUGUUUGUUUGUUAUUUCUUUUUCAUUAGUAGAUCAAUUUAUAAUCACUUACAAGAUUUAGUUAGUAAUAAGAUAAAUGAAUAUGGAACACAUGAUUUAAUAAGUUCCAGGAAGUAUUUAUUUGUAGUUUCUAUAAUUGAAUUAACUGUGAUUGUUAUUGGAAUUCAAUAA
Molecule: messenger RNA, 675 nt
Organism: Hepatospora eriocheir
Lineage: Eukaryota; Fungi; Microsporidia; Hepatosporidae
Source: the annotation of a GenBank genome assembly